UCGAAGUUUUAAAGAAAACAGACUCUUCACACUCUACUGAACUGCCGUGUAAACCAUGUAUCAGUUGUAAGACAGCAUGCUGUGUACCGUAAAUGCAAAAGCACUGCUAGUUGCACAGUGUAAGAUCUCAACCAUUUCAGACGGUAAAUGUCAGAGGUGAACUAAUGCACUCUACCCUUUUAGACCAGCCUACAUCUGAUAAGGCUGGAAAGGACGCACAACUGAAUAGUUGCCGAGGCUAGUGCGCUAACAUCUAACAAGGUUACAUAUCGGUUAGGGCCACCAGAAGACCAAACACCUCACCACAGCGAUGUUGUUUCGGUUUGGUGUCAUUUUAACUCCCGAACGCACCGACAUUGAAGUGCUGAUGGUGGGUUCGCGAGAGGAGAUGGGACAUUGGGACUCCGGCAAAGCCGUGGCGAUGACAGCCGCACGCAUCGUACUCUCCACGCGCGAGCCUUUCCUCUGGGUCUGCGAAGUGCAGCUCAAGCCGCCGUUUAUAGAAAACUUCUGGUUCAAGUUCCUCAAACGUGGCAAAAGCGGAGAACUCAUCUGGGAAGGUAACGGUCCCCAUCACGACCGCUGCUGCGCGUACGACGAGCAGAACGUGGUGGAGGGUGUCCAUUGCCACCCCAUUGGUCACUGGAUUGAGGAGAGCGGACACACUGACGAGAUGAAACACACCACUGACUUCUACUUCAGCAUCGCAGAGGAGCAGGCUAUGCACUACUCACAGAUCCUCCCACGGGUGUGGUUGGGCAGUUGCCCACGGCAAGUAGCGCACGUGAUGAUAAAGAUGAAGCACGAGCUGGGCGUUACUGCAGUGAUGAACUUCCAAACAGAGUGGGACGUCAUCAACAACUCACAUGGCUGUCGCCGUGACAACUCGGAGUCCAUGACCCCUGAAACCAUGAUGCGACUCUACAGAGACUAUGACAUGGCCCACGUGUGGAUGCCCACACCUGAUAUGAGCACUGAAGGCCGCGUGCGGAUGCUGCCACAGGCUGUCUUCCUGCUCCAGGGGCUUCUGGGUAAUGGCCACGUGGUGUACGUGCACUGUAACGCGGGCGUGGGCCGCUCCACGGCGGCCGUGUGCGGGCUGCUCAUGUACGUGCUGGGCUGGAGCCUCCGGCGGGCGCAGUACCACCUGUGCGCCCGCAGACCGGCGGUGUAUAUAGACGAGGAGGCCCUGGUCAGGGCGCGGGGAGACUACCUGAGGAAGUUCGGCCGUGCACAGAGCUCACCUUGUCUGGUGGAGGAGUGAAGGGCCAUACACACACACACACACACACACACACACACUAACACACACUUACACACACUAACACACACUCUGACUAACACACAACAAGGCAGAGGUCCCUGUGUAUGGUGGCAGAAAAAGGGUAAUGGAAAAUUCUUAUGUGCUCUGAGGGGUGUAGGGUUAAUCACCUUUAAGUACUGUUCAUUGGGAAUGCCAUUGUGUAGUACAAUAAAAUGUAAUUGAAUUCUGGCUAUUUUGAGUUAAAUAAAAUCAAUCGCAAAUAA
Clupea harengus (Atlantic herring) is the source of this 1527-nucleotide messenger RNA. RefSeq names its product EPM2A glucan phosphatase, laforin (gene epm2a). Gene Ontology annotation, molecular function: carbohydrate phosphatase activity; starch binding; protein tyrosine phosphatase activity. The record is from RefSeq and is a predicted model, not a curated record. Lineage: Eukaryota; Metazoa; Chordata; Actinopteri; Clupeiformes; Clupeidae. Gene Ontology annotation, biological process: protein dephosphorylation. Gene Ontology annotation, cellular component: cytoplasm; nucleus.